Molecule: messenger RNA, 1814 nt
Organism: Morus notabilis
Lineage: Eukaryota; Viridiplantae; Streptophyta; Magnoliopsida; Rosales; Moraceae
Exons: 7
Coding region: 221-1384 (387 amino acids)
Molecular function (GO): phosphoprotein phosphatase activity
Source: RefSeq, a predicted model, not a curated record
AGUAGACAAAAUCUCGGAGCAAACUGCCGCUGCUGGUGGUGGUGGUGGUUUCGUCGUUUCGAUACCCCGAGUCGUGACGUCCGAGCUUUCCCAAUAAAAUUCACCGCCGUACGCUCUUCAUCUACCUAAGAAUCUUUUUGCAAAGUCAAACGUCUAAUCCAUUCAUUGUUCAUUCCUCGGAGAACACAUCUGAAGGUGAAAGGGCCAAUAGACAAGAGGAAUGAUCAAGGGCGCGUUAACAUUUAUGGAUAUUAAUAUAAUUAACUUGAAUAGCAGAAAACAAUCAAUAGGAAAUACGAAUCUUAUCAAGAAUACAAAUUCCCUGCCAAUGACCAAGGGUGAAGUUCAAGCUAAUAAUUUAGAAGUGAAGUCAACAAUGCGGGCUCCCUUUGUUAGGUCUCUCGAGAUGAAUGUCGAGAAAACCAAGAACCCCGAGCAACUGACUUUGGUGUGGAAAAAGAAAACAAGGCGGAGAAACAGGAGGAAGAAGCCAAUGGUAGUGCAAAAUGAUACUUUAGUUCAAGAGCUGCCUGAGACAGAAGAACAGAUUAGUGAUGUCCAUUUGAGUAUCAUAUCUAAUUUAAGUCUAUGCAACGGAAGAAACAACAAGGCAGUAGCUAUUCCAUCAGGAACUGUUAGGACUUUAAACAAAGUAAAUGGCGACUCGGGGAUUUGUAACACCUCAUUUCCAAGAUUGCCUUCCAGUCGCUUGAGGAAAAAGCUUCUCAUUCUUGAUAUAAAUGGAUUGUUAGCGGAUAUAGUUUCUCCUCCUCCAAAGGACCACAAAGCAGACACAAAAAUCGCAAGACGGGCAGUCUUCAUGAGACCUGCUUGUCAUGAUUUCCUGAAGUUCUGUUUCGAGCGAUUUGAAGUAGGUGUUUGGUCUUCAAGAUCCGAGAGAAUUGCAACAAGGGUAAUUGAUUAUCUAAUGGGAGAUAUGAAGCACAAGUUGCUGUUUUGUUGGGAUCUGUCCCAGUGCACUGCAACUGGGUUCAGAACUCUUGAAAACAGGCAUAAGACCUUGGUUUUCAAAGAGCUGAGGAGACUUUGGGAAAAACAUGACCCUAAUCUUCCAUGGGAGAAGGGAGAAUAUAACGAAUCAAAUACUUUGUUGUUGGAUGAUUCCCCUUACAAAGCCCUGCUUAAUCCCGCAUACACUUCAGUCUUCCCUCAUCCUUACAAGUUUAGUGACGGGAUUGACAGUUCGCUAGGUGCUGGAGGUGAUCUUAGGGUCUAUCUGGAAGAAUUGUCUGCAGCCAAAGAUGUUCAGAAGUUUGUAGAGAAAAAACCAUUUGGUCAAAUGCCUAUCACUGAAAACAGCGCUUCUUGGGACUUUUACCUUGAGGUUAUUACUGCAACGUAUUCCUUGCCAACCUCAAUUUAGUGUCUGUCAUCUUCAAUUGAAAGUCUCGAACCUCCGCAAAUCUUCUAUACCUUAUGUUUUCGAUCAAGGAUGGAUUACGAAGGAGAAUUCUGCCAUCAAUACUUUCAUAAAUGAAAAGCUGGCAAUUUGUUAAAAUAGUUACUGAUUGGAGAAAUGCCAACACAGAAUACUGCAACUGAAGGUUACCAAAUUGUAACAUUCUUUUUGGUGGAUAUUGACCUUCUGGUGGAUAUCCAUUCUCAUCUUGGUCAAUAUCUCACUGUGUUCAUUAUUUUUUUUGGUCAGUGAAUAGUAGAGUUUUCACUUGGCAGAGAUGGCUUCUAAUGAUACUUCUGAGAGUCUAAAAUUUGAUAUAACUUUAUGAGGAAAUGGAGGCUGCAAAUGAUACUUGUGAUUUGUGACCAUCUGUUUUGGGCAAUAUACUUUUGGA